UCAGUAGAGAGAUCAGAGCAUUCACCACGUCGUCCAGUGAUAAGCUUCAGCCCUGACUGAGCUCUGUGUGUGUGUGUGUUUGUCAGAGUCUGAGUAUGAAGAUCGCUGUGCUGGGAGCCACUGGGCAGACUGGACAGUAUCUGGUCAACCAGGCGCUGCAGCAGGGCCACACAGUCACCGCCAUCGUCAGGAACCCAGGAAAACUCACCGUGCAUCAUGAUAAUCUCAAGGUGGUGGAAGCUGAUAUUUUCUCAGCAGACAGUCUGAAGCCUCACUUUAAAGGACAGGAUGUCAUCAUGUCCUGCCUUGGCUUCUCAACCUCCUUUUUCUCGCCGGUAACGGGCUACUCUCAGUCCAUGAAUGCUAUGGUCAACGCCAUGCGAGAGAUGCGGGUCAACAGGAUCAUCACCAUGACCUCCUGGUACACUGACCCUAACUCUGGAACGCAGUCAUCGUAUCUCAUCCGCUUCCUCCUGCUACCGAUGAUCCGAAGCGUCCUCACCAACAUGCAUGAGAUGGAGCAGUUUCUGCAGAAGACCAGCGACAUUAACUGGACUGUGGUUCGCCCACCUGGUCUCAAGAAUCUGCCCGCCUCAGCUCAGGAGUUUCUGACCCAUGAGGGAUACUUUGUGCCUGACAGCAGUGGUCACCCUGCGGGCAGCGCUGUGGCAAGAGGAGAUGUGGCUCGCUUCAUGCUCUCUCUGCUCAACAGCAAUGCCUGGGUCAAGAAGGGAGUUUCCAUGACGACCAAAUAAGAGAGAAGACGCCAACGUUGGCAUUAAUGAAGGGGGGUUCACCAAUCUUAAGUUAUAUCUAGCCAUAUUUUUCUAAAAUUGUCUAGGUUUUAAAGUAUCCGCCUUUGAGUUUUCUGCUUCUGCCCCUGAUACAACAGAGGCAAAGGAAAGUUUUCUGUUUCAGAUUUACAGCUCACAACUUUACUGUUUUUAUUCAUCCUCACUACAAUAAUAGCUCUGAUAAAUUCAUUGUAUGCAACCUGCCACAUACCAAAAAGCAGACAGACAAAAUUAGAGACUGGCUUGUCGAGCAUUUAGCAACUAAACAGCCACAUUUUCCUGAUAAUGAGGUAAAAAUAAGGAGUGCUGCACUGGGUUAAUGCUCUGUGUAGAUGUAAAAAAAAACAGGGUGCUCCUCAAGAAUUGGGCAAAGAGUCACUUAAAGAUAAAAAACAACUGACCAGCUCACUCAGUGUAAAAGUUCAUCAUAAAAGUAGGCAGUCCAAAAAUGCAUCGGACGCACUGUAGUUAAAAAUCCUGAACCCUGAUGAAGACUAUCUUGUCGAAACGCAUUGGUUGUCCAUGUGUUAAUAAAGGAUUUUUAACUACCGUCAGAGCCCUCCGAUGCAUUUUUGGACCGCCUUCCUGUACUGUACUGUGGACUUUAACGCUGAGUGAGCUGGUCAGUCGAUGUUUUUUAUCUUUAAGCCACAUUUUCCUUUGGAAGUUGGUCGAGUCCGAAACGGAGCCAAAUGGAGUAUCAUGGACUCCUAUUCUUUUUUUUUUUAUUUUUAUUUUUCUUCAAAUAAACGCUUAUGUGUUUCUGUAUCCUCUUAAUAUGUACAUAAGCAACUGCCAGUUUUUAGGUGAUGAUGUGUCAGUGUUGCGUUUGCAGAGUAAGUGGCCUAAAAAAAAAUCCAUUAUUUCACAGACCACACCUUAACCAGGUUUCACUGUAACUUCAUGUUCAGUGAAUUACACAGAGUUUUUUAAAUCUAAUUUUCAAUGCUGUGAACACAACAAACAAAAUUCAUUUCACCUCAAUUUUAUUGUGGCAACAGCAGAAAUUACAGAACUGAUAUCUUGACCCCUGGGCAAAUAAUGCCAAAGCUAUCUUCAUGGUUAGAUACAACUAACUCGCCCUUUACGUCCUGUCUUCACAGCCUGCUACUGAAUAUUACAGUACAACUGCCUAAUACAGCCUAACCUAUCUGAUGAAUGUCUUUUAAUCUACUCUUGUUUAGCCUAAUGGCAAAGUUCACCCCAGAAUCAAAAAAUACAUAUUUUUCCUUUGAGUUUUUAAAAUGUAUUUAUUUUUGGCGCUUUGAGCACCACAAACCGAGUGCCAUCGAGGCACAUAUUGGAGAGAAUGCAGACAUCUGUUCAGCCGAUAUCUCCAACACUCAGCGAGUCACACCAAAAUAAUCUACGUAAAUAAAUCACGGUACAUGUAAGAAGUAAAAUAUGUAUUUUUGAUUUUGGGGCGCACUGUUCCUUUGACAUAUUCUUAUUUUUAUAUGUCUGUAAACCUUCAUUAAUAAGUUUACCAUUUAAUCAUGUUGGUGUUCCUACCAUUAGUGGUAACCAGUUAUUAUUGCUCCAUGAAUGUUCACUGCACUUAUACAUGUGAAUGAUUUACAUGCUUUCAGCCACAUGGGGGCAGCGUUGUGCCAACAACACUUCCACUACACUUUUACUUCCAGCUAUUGUUGCACAGUGUACUCACAGGAGUACUUAAAUCCACAUUAUGUGCUGUAUCAGUUCCAUAAAAUAAACAUGCACUUAACAAAA
Molecule: messenger RNA, 2525 nt
Organism: Epinephelus lanceolatus (giant grouper)
Lineage: Eukaryota; Metazoa; Chordata; Actinopteri; Perciformes; Serranidae
Product: flavin reductase (NADPH)-like
Source: RefSeq, a predicted model, not a curated record